Messenger RNA from Carassius auratus (goldfish), 1644 nucleotides. RefSeq names its product purinergic receptor P2Y2, tandem duplicate 1 (gene p2ry2.1). Gene Ontology annotation, molecular function: A1 adenosine receptor binding; G protein-coupled UTP receptor activity. The coding region runs from base 52 to 1128 and encodes 358 amino acids. The transcript has 2 exons. Gene Ontology annotation, cellular component: plasma membrane. The record is from RefSeq and is a predicted model, not a curated record. Gene Ontology annotation, biological process: G protein-coupled receptor signaling pathway. Lineage: Eukaryota; Metazoa; Chordata; Actinopteri; Cypriniformes; Cyprinidae.
UUCGCAGUAACAGAGUCACAGAGGAAGGAUGACGGACCUCGUGUAAAUCUGAUGAAACUUAUUUCGUCCUUGUAUUGGAACUGUGAAGGUCUCAGAUCAUUUCAAACUGAGAGGAACAGAAUGGCAAUAUUUAACAACACCACCACAACUAACAUCAGCGACCGUUAUCAAUGUAAGAUAGAAGAGAACUUCAAGUACAUUCUCCUCCCGGUGAGUUACACUCUGGUGUUUGUGUUCGGUCUGGGGUUGAACAUCACGGCCAUGUACGUCAUCCUGUUUCGCACCAAACACUGGAAGCCCAGCACCAUCUACAUGAUCAACCUCAACGUCUGCGACACGCUUUACGUCCUCACCCUGCCGUUCCUCAUCUACUAUUACGCUGAUAAGAACGACUGGCCGUUCGGGGAGGUGAUGUGUAAGCUGAUUCGCUUUCUCUUCUACACAAACCUCUACGGAAGCAUCCUCUUCCUCAGCUGCAUCAGUGUGCAUCGCUUUUUAGGCGUCUGUCAUCCGGUGCGCUCUUUGUCCUGGAUGAACGGCCGGCGUGCUCGUAUGGUUUCUGUGGGAAUAUGGGUGAUCAUUCUCAUCUUACAGGCACCGAUUCUUUAUUUCUCCAGGAUGAAUAAUAACAGUGACAUGAAACCGCAAUCAAUGGUUUGCUAUGACACCACAAGCAAGGUGCUCUUCAAUGACUUUAUUGUUUACAGCUCGGUGGUGAUGUUCCUGCUCUUUGUCAUACCGUUCGGAGUGGUGCUGGUCUGCAACGGCCUGAUGGUGAAGAAACUUCAGGAACCUGGUAUUGGUGGAGGUCCAAUGUCACAGCGCUUUAAGCAGAAGUCGGUGAAGAUGAUUAUUAUUGUGCUUCUGGCUUUCGUGUUGUGCUUCUUGCCUUUCCAUGUGAACCGUAGUAUAUACUACACCUUCCGUUACCUGGACAAACAUGUGAGCUGCUCGAUGCUGGAGGCUGCCAGCAUGGCCUACAAGGUCACACGACCUUUAGCCAGCGCCAACAGCUGCAUCGACCCCAUCCUUUACUUCAUGGCAGGACAGGGCUUCAAAAGCAGCAUCAAGAACAAGAAAAGUAAAUCAAGAUAUGAAAAUAGGAAAGCACCCUCGACCUCUUUAUAGUGUGCUCGAAGGAAAACAAAUGUACCUGUGCUACUUAUGACUGCUUUUGGGCUCCAGGGUCACAUUUUAUAGAAGGUGAAGGACAGUACUGCUAUAUAUAUAUCUGCUCUUUGACCAGAGAACGUGCUGCACUCUAUUCAUGCUGCAUAAUGGUGGUGAAGUUAUAAAACCCGCUUCAGUUUAGGGAUCUUGCAAACUGGGAAUAUAGGUUAAUUAAGUGUUUAUGAAAAGGUGUGUCAGGACUGUUAGUAUCAGCACAACAGUAAUUCACUAACUCGUUGGAAUUUGGUUCAGUUCCAGGAAACAAAAUCAGAGAGAGCUGUCUUAACAUGCCUUUGAUGGGAUCAGAGAGUUAAGACGUUUAUCGUCAACUUAAACUAAAACUCGAAGUAAAAAUAUAGAACACUAAAGCUGAAACAAAUAAAUAUUCAAAUAAAUAUUAGAUAAAAAUCUUCAUGUCACCUUGGGGAUUAAAUGCUUCAUUUGAAAUACUACUAAAUCUUUUUUAAACUAAAA